UGACCACUCUACGGAAGCGGUGUCACGUCGCAUUCUGUGUUGAGACUCUCGGGACCCCUCCUUGGAAGCUGGCAUAUAAAACGAGUGACCCGCCCCUCCCGGACAAAUGAGAUCCAGUCCGGCCCCACGCGCCUAUGCUGCGCUUAAUGGAUGCUUCAGCAGUUCAGCAUCCUCAGCCCUGCCCAGCUCAGCGGAAUUGACACUGUGACUCGGACAAAUCUGACGGCUCUCUCCUCUUCAGGCUACUAUACACUAUAUACUGUACUAGAGUGUUGCGAGAGCUGCCAUGGCGAACAGAGGGCCCAGCUACGGACUGAGCCGAGAGGUGCAGGAGAAGAUCGAGCAAAAGUACGACCAAGACCUGGAGCAGCGGUUGGUAGACUGGAUAGUUGCACAGUGUGGAGGAAACCUGGAGAGGCCACAGACGGGCAGGGAGAACUUCCAGAAAUGGCUGAUGGAUGGAACAAUCCUCUGUAGGCUUAUCAACAGCCUUUAUCCGAGGGGGAAGGAGCCUAUUAAGAAGAUCCCAGACACACAGAUGGCCUUCAAACAAAUGGAGAAGAUCUCUCAGUUCCUGCAAGCAGCUGAAGCUUACGGAGUCACAACCACUGACAUAUUUCAAACUGUGGACCUCUGGGAAGGAAAGGACAUGGCAGCAGUGCAAAGAACUCUCAUGGCUCUGGGGAGUGUGGCUGUCACUAAGGACGAUGGUCAUUACAGAGGUGACCGAGACUGGUUCCACAGGAAAGCCCAAGGGUAUCGGCGAGAGUUCAGCCAAGAGCAGCUUCGCCAAGGUCAGAGUUUGAUCGGCCUGCAGAUGGGCAGCAACCGCGGGGCUUCCCAAUCUGGUAUGACGGGCUACGGUAUGCACCGUCAGAUCAUGUAGACUACUUACUAACCUGCUCCCCUGCUUCCAGACCUUGUUUUCUACUAAUACCACAAAAGGUGUAGCCCCAAACCCCCCAUAUCUUUUGUAGCACCUGCCAUGUUAACCUCAAUUUCCCUGGAAUUGCUGCUUUCCCUAACAGAGUGUUGUAUCUUU
Messenger RNA from Sander lucioperca (pikeperch), 1042 nucleotides. RefSeq names its product transgelin 3b (gene tagln3b). The transcript is spliced from 5 exons. The record is from RefSeq and is a predicted model, not a curated record. Bases 287 to 886 code for a protein of 199 amino acids. Lineage: Eukaryota; Metazoa; Chordata; Actinopteri; Perciformes; Percidae. Gene Ontology annotation, molecular function: protein binding.